Molecule: messenger RNA, 663 nt
Organism: Phytophthora infestans T30-4
Lineage: Eukaryota; Oomycota; Peronosporomycetes; Peronosporales; Peronosporaceae
Exons: 4
Coding region: 1-663 (220 amino acids)
Source: RefSeq, a predicted model, not a curated record
AUGUCGGAGUACACCUUAAGCACCAUCCAAUCCGGGAUCAAGAAGAUGGAGAAGGCACAGAGAUUCAUGGCAAUGCGUCGUCCCAACCUCGAUCCAUGUAACACGCUGGGCGAGGAACGUCGCUACGAGGCAGAAAAUGGCGAUUUCUGCUCCACUCGCUUCACAGUUACGCAGUUCGAAGACGCAACGAGUGUCAAGCAAGUCUUCGAUUUGUUGCUCUAUUAUUUCUGCAAUAUUGAGAUCAGUAUCUCGGAAAAGAUCGGCCACAUUACCAUACGAGAAGUUGACGGAGUCCUGUUCUCACAGUACUAUGGCCACAGUACGGACAAGAGACACGGCUCAGCAGACGGUAGAUACGGGAUAAUCGUCGCUGACUUCGUAGACGAAGAUGAGAGACAUCCAUAUGUUCCUAGUCAACGUGUACGUCGAGAUGUGAAUGCUGUGCUGGAGAUACGCGAGUUUAAGCAGCAACGAUCGAAGAACGUGACGGGUGAUGCGUCACGUAAGUCGGUGGCUGUGCUGUGUCGAUGGGUGCAGAAUCGAAUGCAUUACCCAAAGUUCCUUGUAUGCACGGACGGGUGGUACGAGCUUCGAGAUAAUAUGGAUCUGUGGGGGCGCGCACUUCAUCGAACGAUAGCAGAGAAUCUUCGUGGCCGACCAUAG